Molecule: messenger RNA, 4237 nt
Organism: Cheilinus undulatus (humphead wrasse)
Lineage: Eukaryota; Metazoa; Chordata; Actinopteri; Labriformes; Labridae
Gene: mgat4a
Product: alpha-1,3-mannosyl-glycoprotein 4-beta-N-acetylglucosaminyltransferase A
Exons: 16
Coding region: 407-2008 (533 amino acids)
Biological process (GO): protein N-linked glycosylation
Cellular component (GO): Golgi stack; endoplasmic reticulum-Golgi intermediate compartment; endoplasmic reticulum
Molecular function (GO): acetylglucosaminyltransferase activity
Source: RefSeq, a predicted model, not a curated record
AUGCCUUCUACUUGUAACUUGUAGCUAACGUCUGGCUGCAAAUAAUUACAAUGGCUUGUAUCGGCAGCUAGCCUCUUGUUCCUUAUCCCACCAUGUAAGCUGUCUUGACACGGAAGGCAGUUGACUCGUGACUGAACGCCGUAGGACGACAUAGGAAGACCCAGUCCUCCGAACAACGAUAAGGAAAGACGCACGAAGACUGAGGGUACGUCCGAGCACUCGCCCCGCUCAGCACAAGACCGUGUUACCAGACCUGUUUACUGGAGCGUUUUCAUUUUAACGCCUCCAUAUGCCGGCGCCUACGCCCGUAUCGACACCCUGAAGGCAGCGAGAGAAGGAGGGAGGGAGGCAACGGCAGCUCCGGGGUCCCCGACACUCAGCCGAGGAGAGGCAUCGCUGAAAUGAGAUGAGGCUCAGAAAUGGAACUGUGGCCACUGCGAUUAUUUUCUUCACGUCUUUCCUCAGCCUGUCCUGGUACACAGCGUGGCAGAAUGGCAAAGAGAAGCUGAUAGCAUACCAGCGUGAGUUUCAUGCUUUGAAAGAGCGCCUUCGAGUGGCAGAGCACAGGACGCUGCAGCGCUCGUCUGAGCUCAACAAUAUCCUCGAACAGUUCAGACGUGCAAUCGCCGAGACAAACAGCAGCAAAGAUGCCCUCACAAACUUCUCAGAUGAGACACAGAAACUACUGAAGGAGCUGGCUAACAGAAAACCUCUCCAGGUGCCAAAUAUCUACCACCACCUGCCUCACCUGCUCAACAAUGAGGGCAGCCUGCACCCCGCCGUGCAGGUUGGUCUCGGCCGCACAGGAGUUACCAUGGUGAUGGGGAUCCCCACAGUGAAGCGAAAGGUGAAGUCGUAUUUGUCAGAGACGCUCCGUUCGCUAAUAGACAAGCUGUCGCCAGAAGAGAAGCUGGACUGUGUCAUAAUCGUCUUCGUCGGGGAGACUGAUUUGGACUAUGUUCACAGUGUGGUAGCGGGCCUGGAGAAAGAGUUUUCUACAGAGCUGAAUUCAGGCUUGCUGGAGGUGAUCUCCCCUCCAGCCACCUAUUAUCCCGACCUCACCAACCUCAAAGAGACUUUCGGAGACUCCAGAGAGAGAGUCAGAUGGAGAACAAAGCAAAAUCUGGAUUACUCCUUCCUCAUGAUGUAUGCUGUGAACAAAGGGGUUUACUAUGUCCAGCUGGAGGACGACAUUGUGGCAAAACCCAACUACUUUGCCACUAUGAAGAACUUCGCCCUGCAGCUGUCGUCAGAGGACUGGAUGAUACUUGAGUUUUCUCAGCUGGGCUUCAUCGGAAAAAUGUUCCAGGCUCCGGACCUAAACCUCAUCGUUGAGUUUAUCUUCAUGUUCUACAAAGAGAAGCCCAUCGACUGGCUGCUAGACCACAUCCUUUGGGUCAAAGUCUGCAAUCCGGAGAAAGACGCUAAACACUGCGAGCGGCAGAAGUCCAGCCUUCGUGUGCGGUUCAGGCCCUCCCUGUUUCAGCAUGUGGGACUCCAUUCUUCUCUUGCUGGGAAAAUACAAAAACUGACAGACAAAGACUUCCUGAAGCCUCUGCUUCACAAGAUGCAUGUCAACCCUCCCGCUGAGGUUUCCACUUCAAUGAAGGUUUAUCAGGGUCACACACUAGAGAAGACGUAUCUAGGAGAGGACUUUUUCUGGGCCAUCACCCCGACUGCAGGAGACUACGUCCUCUUCAAAUUUGACAGACCUGUCAGCAUAGAACGGUUUCUGUUUCGCAGCGGUAACCAGGAGCACCCAGGGGACAAGAUCGAGAAUACCACAGUGGAAAUACUGCCUGUUUCGGAAACUAGACUGCAGACCAAAGACAAGUACAAGCGAAGUGAAGAUCGCUUUUACAGGAUCGGUCAGUUUGUGAAAGGAGUGGCAGAAGGCGUUGUGGAUCCUUCUUUCAAUCCCGUCAUUGCACUUCGACUUUCAGUUCUCAAAGAUUCAGCUGUGUGGGCCAUCCUUAGUGAAAUACAUAUAAAGAGGAUAGCUGGCUGACUCUUCUGGCCUAGGGGACAUGAAUCACGGCCCUACAGGGACCAAAAUCUCCUGGACUGCUUACGCAGGGGCCUCUGGCACCCAGCAACCAGCAGUGAAGUCAUUAGAGUAGCUCGUCUGAGCUCGUCUGAGGAACGCCGCCUCUCUGUCCCUGCUCUUCCUAAUGUACUUUAUUUUGCUUCCCAUCCAUCAACCUCUCUCUGCAUCUCUCCCUCACUCUUGUGCUCUUAAUUCAUUUUAGUGAGAAUGUGAAUACUACUGUCUAACAAACAACAGUGAAGUAUGUGAAGACAUCUGCUCCCAGCUCUGGCUCUCAAAGUGACUGUUUUUAUUCAGCAACUUUGAACACAAUCAGAAAAUCGUCUGGGAUGAAUGAAGACAAAUCAUUACUUAUGGGGAGAACCAGUCACCUGGCCACUGGUGUACAUGCUGCCAAAUCCGUUGUCUGUUACUCGAUGCUGCCACCUCUGGGCGAGCUGGGGCAUUGCACUGUCACUAGCGCCUCAGCUCAGCCUGUGAUGACCAGGAAUGUUGUCAUCACUAAUGGCCGGUCGCGCUCUGUUCUCCACACAGAGAGGUGACGGAGUUCUUGAUCAACACCAGCCCAAACAAAACAAAUGUUCCCAUCACUUCCAGAGUGUCGCCAGCCACACUCAAAUACUCCUGAAACAAAAAAACACUCAGGAUGAGCCAGUCUGUAACAAUGUUGACCAAUAGACCAGAUUCAGUGGCAACUAUCCCUAUCCAUCAGAGAAAAUAUAAACCAUGACACCUUAUCUAUUUCACCUCCUGUCUGACAGGCCGUGUAUGACCUCAGUGUCCAUCUAUAGUAAAUGAAUCAGACAUUGCCUUGGCGUCAUUUUCCCGAAGGAAUAUAUUGUUAUAUUGAUAUAUUAUUACAGCUAUGACGAUCUAUGAAGGUGACUUAAUUUAUUUGAAAUAAAUCUUUAAUUUGUACAAGAGGUAAAAUAUAUUUUUAUUCUAUGAAGAGAUGUUUAUGGUAGUUGAGAGUCUGUUGUAUUUGUUUGUGUUGGUUUUUUUUUUUCUAAAUUGUACAUUUUCUUUUCAUUUUACAGCUACUUGUGAAGAAGCUGUUGGUGCAAGUAGCUGUGCCUAUUUCUUUUCACUUAAACUGAUAUGUUACAACUAAAACAAAUAAUUUCAAAGCUAAGAAGCUGAAUGGUUGGAGGUGUGAUGAAGUCAAAAGUUAAAAUAUGUGCCUUACACCUAGGUCUCUUGAUAAUAGUCUCAACAAUUAUAUUUCCAAUCUGAUCCCCUUCAUUUUUCCUAAACUUUGAUUGCUGGAAAUACUAAUAUUUUUAACAUACACAGUCAUAUAAGUGAAGGAAGAAUAUCUGUGUUCUCACCUGAGACGAGCUGAUUUGCACUGUUUUUUUUUCACUAUUUUUGUUACCAUUACAUCCUUCACCAUUGUGCUUAAUUAUUUUGUCUUACCAUAGUAGAUGCUUAUUCUGCUAAUUCCUCCAAAUCCAUGCAGCGAUUCAUUUUGUCCGAUCAAAGUCUGUUUUUGAGAUUUGACAGAACAUUACGACUACUGAUCUCUGCAGAGUGGGCCUUUUUGUUGUAUGAUUUGGCUGAGGAUGUGUAGUGCUUUCACUGAUUGUAAAUAUAUAAAAAGCAACAAGGAUUAUCUGUCUUUCCCUCACUCUCUUUCUCUCCUCCUUUACUUUGAAGAAAUUCACUUGACAUGUUUUAUAUUUGUGUGUGAGGCCAAUGUUCAGAGUGGAACCUGCUUUAAGUGAAACCUCAAAAGUUUUACAUUGUUGUGGUGAAUUCCAGGGGGGUAGUGAAGUGCCUUUUGGUUGAAUCAGUGUAAGAAAGGAAUUGCAUAAUCAUAUUUGGUAAAUUAUGAAUAAUGUAUUUUGGUAAAGCAGGCACCUCCACCUCCUGCUGGAGCUGCCUCUUCAUUAGAUUCUUUUCUUAAAAUAGGGAGCAGUUAAUAAGCAAGUCACUUUAAUAUUGGAAAAGACACUGCGUCGAGAAUGGCUUAUCCCUCAUGCUCUGCAUCCACAUACAGGAACUGAAUGCAUGAAAACAGCAUGAAAGGUCAUGUUAUCCCCCAUCCUGUAUUUGCUGAGUGGACCUCAGACUAUCCCAUACACCCAUGAGUUCAUGUGCCUUCAUCGUUCAUACGUGUAUGCCUGCCUCUGAUGUUUUUGACAUCAUUUUCAUGGACAUCUUUGAAAUAAAUGAGAAAAGUUGAUAGAA